AUGUCUCGCCUGCGUGAGCACAAGAACGAUGUUAUUGUUCGCAUGACCAAUAUCCUGAGGGAGGAGCGCGGCCGUAUUUCCUUCCAAAGACAUCCUUUUCGCACCCUCUACCUGUUUAUACGCUAUAUUGGAAGCUUGAUGAGGCAAACCUCAAUCUACCUCAUAUGUAAUCCGCUAGUCUACUGCAUCUUCCUCCCUCUCAUUACGUGCUUCUUGACCUUUUCUCUAUAUGGGUAUCCCUCUCUCACGUCGCAUAUUUUCACAGUUUUAGAUAUCGAGCAUCGCGGACAAAUCACUGAGGAGGACCUAGAGAGGUACUAUUUUCAUGUGUUGGGUUGGAAAGCCGGUGCAGGCCACCAAGCAGCUUCCACUUUUCCGGAAGGCUUAAAGGUACUCACAGCUCCGCAGUUCGAAAGGUGGUGGAGCAGCACUAAAGAUCUGUAUCGACAGGACGCAUAUUUUAGCCACGGAUGGUGGCGGGAAGUGGAGUACUACCUCGCGGAUACCAUAUACUGGGUGGGUCUCGGGAUUUUGUCCUCCGCAGGGUUCGGCACGGGUAUUCACUCUGGACUUCUAUUUCUAUUUCCGCACAUUUACCUCACCUGUAGGGCUGUGUCAACGUGUAUGAAUACCAACUUUUGGAAUUAUCCCGUAAACCCAUUUUAUGGUCCCCGUGAGCGGGUAUUCAUGUGCCUUUCCCCUGCCAUAGAAGGCACCGAGGCAUUCUCCGUUUCCAUACUGGCAUCUGUGCUCAAGGUGCUUCCAGCCUGUAUAGCGUGGGGGUUCGGUACGGCUCUCGGUGAGAUGCCCCCUUAUCUCCUAAGCUACGCUGCAGCAAAACAGGGAAGAAAGCAACAUGAGCUCGAUCAGGCUUCAUCAUAUAAUAUACUAAACCGUAUGAAGGAGUGGACUCUGCGCAAUAUUCAGCGUUAUGGCUUCUUUGCGGUGCUUUUAUUAGCGGCGUGGCCGAACAUGGCAUUCGACCUGUGCGGCAUGGCCUGUGGGCAGUUCUUAAUGCCCUUUUGGUCAUUCUUCAUGGCCACUGUGAUUGGGAAAGCUUUGAUUAAAGUAACCCUUCAGUCAUUUUUCUUUGUCACGCUUUUUUCGGGCAAUAACGUGGAGAAUUUGAUUUUUUGGUUAGGCAACUCACUAACCUACAUGCUACCUGCAAGAUUCCGCGUGAAGGAUGUGGUAAAUAAAGCCGUUGUUGCCGUUGUCAAGGCUCGCGAAAGCAUUGCAAAUCGUGCCAAGGGCCACAUGACUUUGGAAGAUGAAGCAACCACCUCUCAGGAAGAAUCACCCAUCCUUAUGUUUUUUAACACAUUUGUUCUAUUGGCCGUGGCAUUAUUUGCAAAGUCCAUUAUCGAGUCCUUCGCGAUUACUGUACAGGAAAAGGAUGAUGAAAAGCUGCUAGCGACGGUCAGGGGGCAAUUGAAGGGGGAGCUUUCCGCCUUGGGAGCCUUAAACUUUACUGACGAAGAGCUGCGUCGCCUUCUGUAUGAUGUUAAGAGCGGAAGUUUUCCAACAGUUGUGAGUCUAAUCUCCAAAAUUCAAAAUCCUGAACUGAGGUGCUCUUCGACAUUUUGA
Messenger RNA from Phytomonas sp. EM1, 1587 nucleotides. The record is from the annotation of a GenBank genome assembly. NCBI's taxonomy places the organism in Eukaryota, Euglenozoa, Kinetoplastea, Trypanosomatida, Trypanosomatidae.